Messenger RNA from Capsicum annuum, 1273 nucleotides. Its product is annotated as MLO-like protein 6. Gene Ontology annotation, cellular component: membrane. The record is from RefSeq and is a predicted model, not a curated record. NCBI's taxonomy places the organism in Eukaryota, Viridiplantae, Streptophyta, Magnoliopsida, Solanales, Solanaceae. Gene Ontology annotation, biological process: defense response.
GUUUGUUUCUUUAGGCAAUUCGUAAGAUCUGUCCCAAAAGUUGAUUACUUAACACUAAGGCAUGGAUUCAUAACGGCGCAUUUAGCACCUCAGAGCCACCAAAAAUUCGAUUUCAGGAAGUACAUCAAACGAUCACUUGAAGAAGAUUUUAAAGUGGUUGUAGGAAUCAGUCCCCCAAUAUGGUUCCUCGCCGUGCUGUUUUUACUCUUCAACACUCAUGGCUGGUAUUCCUAUCUCUGGCUACCAUUUAUCCCCUUGAUUGUGAUAUUGUUAGUAGGGACGAAGCUACAAGUGAUAAUUACAAAAAUGGGGCUAAGGAUUCAUGAAAGAGGAGAAGUGGUGAAGGGGGUACCAGUGGUUCAGCCAGGGGAUCACCUUUUUUGGUUUAACCGUCCGCGUCUCAUUCUUUUUCUCAUUAACUUUGUCCUUUUUCAGAACGCUUUUCAGUUGGCAUUCUUUGCUUGGACUUGGUAUGAAUUCGGGUUGAAAUCUUGUUACCACGACCAUACUGAGGAUAUUGUCAUCAGAAUAACUAUGGGGGUUCUCAUUCAGAUUCUCUGCAGUUAUGUUACUCUUCCUCUUUAUGCCCUGGUAACACAGAUGGGUUCAAACAUGAAAUCAACCAUCUUCAAUGAAAGAGUAGCAACAGCAUUGAAGAAUUGGCACCACACAGCAAAGAAACAUGUAAAGGAUCAAAGCAAGCAUUCUAAUCCAGUGACACCUAUGUCAAGUAGGCCAGGGACACCUUCUCACGGCAUGUCGCCUGUGCAUUUAUUGCGCAGCCACUACAGGAGCGACAUGGGUAGCCUACAAAACUCGCCUCGUAGAUCAAACUACGAUGUUGAUCACUGGGACAACGAAGGCUCGCCUUCCCCCUCCCGAUUUUUCCAGGAGGCUGAUAUUUCCUCAUCGUACAUGCACCAGAUUCAACUUGGCCAGUUUGACCAUGACUCAUCAGAAGUUAUUGGGGCUAGCUCAUCACAAGUGGUUCCUCUGCCACAAGAGGACUUUGAACAACAUGAGAUCACUAUUGUUGGGUCAAGAGAUUUUUCUUUUGAGAAAAGAACAUCCAGUAUAUAGAUAUUAUUUAACAAGACCCAUUAUAUUCUAGAUUAUGUUUAUUAAUUUUUACUUGAAUUCGAAGAAAUUACAGAUCCUGAUUGCAGUAUUGCUGCAAUGGAUGCACGGUGUAAAUCUCUGUAAUUAAGAGAUCGAGAAUUUGAUCUGAAAAUUCUACUCAAAUACAAAGAUCAUUUAAUUUUUCCAUUUUCAA